Labrus bergylta (ballan wrasse) is the source of this 4643-nucleotide messenger RNA. It is a transcript of the gene ccdc80, whose product is annotated as coiled-coil domain containing 80. Gene Ontology annotation, biological process: extracellular matrix organization; positive regulation of cell-substrate adhesion. Gene Ontology annotation, cellular component: basement membrane. Lineage: Eukaryota; Metazoa; Chordata; Actinopteri; Labriformes; Labridae. The record is from RefSeq and is a predicted model, not a curated record.
UGGUCAAUUCUCUUCCUGCCCAUCCGGCCAGCAGGGGGGCAAAAUGAUUCACUUUUCCUUAAAUAUUUUUGAAAUGAACUUUAAGAGUCAGCUGCCGAAGAUUUGGUGAUUCAGUGAAACUUAUCUCAGCGCUGUAGGGGCAGACACUUUGGUACACACGCUUUCUUUUUUUCUCUCAGGGAAAAGGGUGUUGCAGAGUGAACAGUCCGGGGCAGGUCGUGCCAUUGCGUCGCCAAGAGUCUGGAGGUUUGUGUGGACAUUUCUGGAAUAGCCUUCAAAGCUGGGGUUUUUUGGCCAAGGAGAACCUGGGAGGAAGCACAGCCGCGUUUUUCUUCUGUGUGCACAAUCAGCGAAGAGUUCCAGCGAGGAUCACACAGAGCACAUUUCUAGCAUUUUCUGCGUUCUUCCUCCUUCCUGCGUCCAGGAGAUCGUCACAAUAUUUACUGGAAAUAAACAAUGCCCGAGGAUUAAUUGGAUGAAUUAAGUAAUUAGUGUCUUGACGUGCGUGAGAGUGUAUUUUGGAGAUGUGAAGUGGUCUAAACUUUUCGCCGACAGACUUUAUUCAUUCCUCCGGUGUUUUUGAGGAAAUGUUUCAGAGUUUUUGGAUGUUUGUCUAAGAGAUGAGAUACUCUGCUGAUCUCCUGGGAUCAUUGGUUGCUUGAAAACGGAAGUGUUGCUGAGAUGAAGUUUUGGAUAUAACUGUUUACGCACAACAAACUCUGCUCUUAUUCGCCUGCUUUGUCAAAUAAAGAGCAGACAGUGAAGUGGAUUUCCUCCACAGAAGGCAGGCAUGCUGAGAAACACUUAAGGUGGAUGUUUGUGUGCCCACGCUGCACAUCUUCAUCUGGAAGUAAUUGAUAAACGGCCUCAAAUGCACUAAAGACGCGCGUGGAUCGCAGCUCCGCCACUGGAUCUGUAUUUUAGUUUUUAUUUUCUGACAUCUCGACAUAAUGCGUGGGGCUUUUGUGCUCAGUUUAGCUCUGAUCUAUCUGCUGACAUGGACUGGAGAGGCGGACAAACCGAAUCACCUCCAUCGGUCGCAGCUGCAAAGACGCACGAGACAGGGGCGAGCCCAGCUGGGCACAGCAGACAACGGGGGCCUUGUUGGGCGUUUGCGUCCAGGGUUUAGUUCAGCUAUCUCUGUGCACGCUGCCAGGGGGCAGGAGGACGUGCAAGCUGAUGAAGGUACUCCAGCUUCCGUCAGGUCAGGGACUGUGCAGGGCAGGAGAGCAGGAGGUCUCGUGCCACGGAGAGGGCUGGCCGGACAGCUCGGUGUGCCAAGUCAGCCGGACAUGCAGAAGGAUGAGGGCGCACCAGGAGCGCGAGCCAGGGUGACCCGGAUGCCCAGCGGCGCAGGGUCACCUAACCUGCUGGCCAGUUUUGCUGGAAAGAACCGCGUCCUGGUGAUCUCAGCCCCUCAUGAGUCAGACGGAUACUACAGACUCAUGAUGUCUCUCCUCAAACCAGAUAUUUACUGUGAGCUGGCAGAAAGGCAUGUUCACCAGAUCGUCAUUUUCCAUCAAGAGGGCGAGAUGGGGGGCAAGGUGAGGAGGAUCACCACGGAGGGGAAGGUGAUGGAGGAGCCGCUGGACACUGCUCUCAUCCCCAGACUCAUGAGCUUCCUCAAACUGGAGAAAGGUAAGUUUGGGAUGGUGCUGCUGAAGAAGACCCUGCAGGUGGAGGAGAGGUACCCGUACCCUGUGAGGAUGGAGGCCAUGUACGAGGUGAUCGACCAGUCGCCUAUGAGGAGGCUGGAGAAGCUCCGGCAGAAAGGCUUCGUGCAGAAGUGCAGAGGAGCGGGUGUGGAAGGCCAGGUGGAGGAGGGCACGCUCGCAGCAGUAGAUACACCAGUAGAAAGAAAACCAACAAAGAAAAUCAUGAGAAAGCCAACAACCACCACAGCCGCCACAACCACCACUCCGGCAACUACCACACGACCAACCACGACCCCUACCACCACCACCACCACCCCUCCAACGACCACGACCCGGCCCACCACCACAACCAGAGCAACUACAACCACGACCACCACCAGAAGAACCACCACAAAAAGACCGGCCACCACUACCACCACCACCACACUGAAACCAACCAGAGCCCAGACCACAGCCAUGUGGCUCCCCGCACCAAGAACCACUGCUGAUCCUCACUACUACGACCGCAGAGAGAGGGAGCGGUACCCGGCUAAAACCACCCCGGCCGGAGACAACCGCACUGACAAGGACAGCAGAGACCCACAUGGGAGAAAGAUGGUUCCUGCCACACAUAAACCCUCAAAGAUCAGACCCACCAGGAGGAAGAACGGUGGAGAGAAGGUGUUGACUAACGAGUAUGAGGACAAGUAUGAACCCAGCAGGCCAACAGUCAGCGAUCCUGGGGAGGCAGAAACCUUCACAGACAUCAGUCCAACCAAGAGGGUGAAAGGCAAACACGAUAAGCACGACAAGAAGAAGAAAAAGAACGACAAGGCUGCCAAGAAAGCCGAGAGGAGGGGAGGAGGAAAGGCAGGGAAGAUCGGGGGAAAGAGAAAUGGAAAGAAGCUGCCAAAGUACCCUGAGAAAGAGGACUACCCGAAGCCCACCAAAAAGCCGACACCCCCGCCAAAGGGAUCACUGGCUUCUUUCCUGGACUACUUUGAGAACAGGAGGCGGCUGCUGCUGAUUACAUCUCCCAGCGAGGAGAACAGAAUGUAUGCUCAGCAGAGGGAUGAGUACCUGGAGUCUGUGUGUGAAAUGGCCAUCAGGAAAGUCUCCAUCAUCACCAUCUUUGGCUCCUUGACCAACUCCACCAUGAAAAUCGAUCACUACCAGCUCGAAAACGACAAGCCGAUGAAGGGUCUUCGUCAGGAGGAUCUGGUGAACCAGGACCUGAUCACAGAGCUGAGGAAAGAGUUCAGUAUGGUCUACGAGGACUUCUACAUGGUCCUCACCGACACCGACAUGAGGGUGAAGCAAUCCUACGAGGUUCCCAUCGCCAUGAAGGCCGUGUUCGACUACAUCGACACCUUCUCGUCCCGCAUCCGAGAGAUGGAGCAGCAGAAGAGGGACGGGGUCGCCUGUAAGAAAGAGGACAAGCCCAGGUCCCUGGAGAACUUCCUCUCCAGGUUCCGAUGGAGACGUCGCCUCUUCAUCAUCUCCGCCCCCAACGACGAGGAGUGGGCCUAUCAGCAGCAGCUCUACUCCCUCUCCAGCCAGGCCUGCAACCUCGGUCUGAGGCACAUCGCCAUUCUGAAGCUGGCCGGCACAGAGUUACUGGAUAUGGGUGGAGUCCUGGAACUGUAUCCUAUCAAUGGGAGCGCUACUGUGGAGCGUGAGGGACUGUCGGGCAUGCUGGUGAAGGACAUGAGGAACUACUUCCAGAUCAGCCCGGAGUACUUCUCCAUGCUGCUGGUGGGGAAAGACGGCAACGUGAAGUCCUGGUACCCGUCGCCCAUGUGGUCCAUGGCGAUCAUCUACGACCUGGUGGACUCGAUGCAGCUGCGGCGACAGGAGAUGGCCAUCCAGCAGUCACUGGGUAUGCGCUGCCCUGAGGACGAGUACGGCGGCUACGGCUACCAUCAGCACGGAUACGAACACGGUUAUCAGGACGGAUACCACCAAGGCUACGGCUACUAACUCCCCAGCGUGCAUCGCAGCUUGUGUGUGGUGUCUUAACUUCUUUUAAAUCUUUCCAGUUGGCUCGGACAAAUUGAGGUCCUUGAAUGUUUUGUAGCACUUAAUGAAAGCCUCCGAACGGUUGCUUUCACCUUUACAGCUCUUUCAUUUCAGUUUAUAUCGCUGCGAGUGAAGACACUUUGUCAAGAGGCUUUAAUCAGAGAACUGUUAGUGUAGGAUUGUGUAGAUGAGCCUGGAGGUUCAGGGAUUUAUUGUCCAAAGUUUGUAAUUUAGAUUUUCUAGUUUGGUCAUUUCCUACAGAGGGUAUUUCUGCCACCAAGUUAAAACCAAUGGGAUCAUUAUCAAGUGAGAACAGGAUAUUUUGAUGCAAUUAUGACAUACAAACUUAAGGUAGAGUCAGUAGCAUUUUUUUUUACCUUACCGUCACUGCAGGACGGAGUGUGUACGUUUACAGCUUGUACCUACACUGCAAGCUACCGCAUGCUAGCACAAGCUAACCGCCGGUGUUUGGCAUCUACCUGUCCAACAGGAAGCAGGCCAGCUCCACAUCUGUGGGUGAAAACCAACACAAGGUUCACCCUCGUUUUGGUUGGAACGAGCUCUGUCCACUUGGUGUUACAGUUGACAAUAAUUACCUAUAUUUUGUUUUCUGUGCUGUUAAAUGUCCGUUAUAUUCUCGUCAAAUCGCUAAAUUGUUCCACUCCGAAACUUACCUGCUGCGCUGUCAUUGGCUAGAGGAAACACACCAGCUCCCUGCCUGGAAACGUCCGGAGUCAACCAAAACAUGAAAAUCAGCCACCAUCACAGAUGUAUGGAGGCCCAGAAGGGACGAUGGAGCAGCUUUACUUUAGGAGAAGUCUAUAUUUGAUUAUUUUAGGAAAAAGCUACUGACUCCAUCUUUAAAUGAACAGUACCUUUUUGUAUGAGAAACAUUUCAUGUUAUACUUAAAAGAUUUUAUGAUGUUUUACAAUGAUGUGUUAUGUGAUUUUAUUCAUGUCCUAACAAGAUAAAUAGUUCUAAUCAGUGAA